Phytophthora megakarya is the source of this 867-nucleotide messenger RNA. NCBI's taxonomy places the organism in Eukaryota, Oomycota, Peronosporomycetes, Peronosporales, Peronosporaceae. The record is from the annotation of a GenBank genome assembly.
AUGAUCAGCCAUGAUCAGGACCCCCGUUUCAUGAGCAAGGUCUUCGCUAGGUUCAGAGACCUCCUGAAAAGUAAGCAACGUGCGACGCUAGGAUACCGGCCUCAGGCCAAUGGACAGCAAAAACGCUCAGUCCAAACGCGUAUGUCGCUGGCUGAAGUUGACCAGAGUGACUGGAACGAGCAUGCAGAACGUCUCAUGUUCGAGCUGAAUACCUCAUUGGACACUCCGUUUUACCUGGUCCACGGCUGGGACGCCCAAGGAACCAUAUCUGCAAUGCUGGGCCCGAAGCCAUCCACAGUCCAAGAACGAACGGCCUUGGAGUGGCGCCGGAAGAUGCAACGGGACUAUAGUUAUGCUCUAGCGUGUGCUGAAGACUUGCAAAAGAAGGCAAAGCGUGUGAGAUCUGCCGCUCAGACUCGUAAGUGGAGAGAACUCUCGGACCGCGUGAAGGCAGGCUUCGAAGCCGGCGAUUCUGUGUGGUUGUACAUUCCCAUGGUCUGCACGGGGUUGAGUCUUAGCUCACCUGUGGCACGGGCCUUUCCGAAUCGACGAAAUUUUAACGACUUCAGAGUCAAGCUCAAGAUCCCAGGCACAGGCUACCGUGUAAACCCGUGGGUAUCAGAAGAUGACGACUUUGACGCAGCCUUGUUACCCGAAGUUAGUUGGGAGCCGGACACUGCACAGGAUGAGUAUGAGGUUGAAGAGAUCCUGGAUCUCAGUGGAAACUUCCACAAUUACCCAGAUCCAGAGUGGAUACCUCUAGCCCAACUUAAUUGUGGGGCAUUGCUAUAUGAGUUCGACCAGGGUGCUAAGGCGAGAGCACGUUUCCAAGCUAUGCAAGCUGGGGACGAUCACCCUGGGAACUAG